Molecule: messenger RNA, 1497 nt
Organism: Botrytis fragariae
Lineage: Eukaryota; Fungi; Ascomycota; Leotiomycetes; Helotiales; Sclerotiniaceae
Product: putative glycosyltransferase family 31 protein
Exons: 1
Coding region: 1-1497 (498 amino acids)
Source: RefSeq, a predicted model, not a curated record
AUGACAACCUCACAGUAUGGGGCUUUUUUGCCUCGACAUCUCAAGGGAUACUUAUGGAUUAGCUUUCUUGUCGCAGUAUUCAUUGUUAUGGGAUUGAGCGAAAACAAUGUUCUGUUUGUUAACAGAUCAGCAAAUUGGGAUGCGACAGAUGGCGGUCCAUUACUACAAGAUUAUUCUAUAAAUCUGGAUGUACCGUCUACAACUCCUUUAGCAUCCCCGCCAAUCAACGAUGACAAUAGCUAUAUAAAGCCGGUAGCAGAAGAACCAAGCAGGAUCCACAGUAGCACGUGUCUCGAUCCGAAAGAUGUCGUUAUUUUGGUCAAGACUGGUGCUACGUCCAUUUGGAGGAGGAUGCCUAUGCACAUGUCGACCACAUUGGGCAACAAACAACGUACUCCCAACGUCGUCUACUACUCUGACAUCGCGGACAAUAUCAAUGGAAAUCCGGUCAUUGAUUCUCUCGCAAAUGUAUCGGCAACUCUGAAAGCAUCGCCUGACUUUGUACUCUAUAACAAAGCCAAAGAAGUUCUCAACGACAACUUGUACCAAGAGAGUGCAGGCAUUGAGGGAGAUUCGUACUUACCGGGUGGCUGGAGAUUAGACAAAUACAAGUUCUUGCCCAUGUUUCAACAUGCUGCUAUUCAUCACCCUGGCAAGAAAUGGUAUGUGUAUAUGGAGGACGAUAACUAUUUCUUUUGGGAGACACUUUAUGCAUGGCUUUCGACUUUAGACCACACAUCUCCUCUUUUGAUUGGAUCACCAGCGUUUAAGAUGGGCGAAGAUUUUGCUCAUGGUGGAUCUGGAAUCGCUGUUUCUGGAAAGGCUAUGGCAACUUCAUUUGGUGCAGAGAAGACUCUGGCUGACAAGUACGAAUUUUAUGCGAAGGAUCAUUGCUGUGGAGAUCAGGUACUUUCCCAUGCCAUGAAAGAGAUGGGCGUAGAGCGAUUUAAUGAAUUGGAUGGAGGUGGAUGGGCUGCCUUGCAGUCCCUUCCAAUAUGGAGAAUUGGUUUUGGUGACUGGAACUGGUGUUCACCACUCAUGAAUAUCCAUAAAGUCCACCAAGCGGAUAUUUCCCAAUUGUUCGUUUUUGAAAACCAGUUCAUGCAAGAGACGAAAGGAAAGGGACGCAUACGUUAUCGCGAUGUUUUUAAACAUUUCUUUGCUCCGAAACUAGUUGCUGCACGUUCAGAAUGGAAUAAUUAUGCAUCAGUCAAAUCAUUUUCAUCGACGAAAGAUUCCUGGUCGCCCGAUUUAAAGGCGUUAACUGCAGCUCAGAAGAAUGAAAGACCAUGGGCAUCGAAGGAAAAUUGCAAAAAGGCUUGUGUAGACUGGGAUGAAUGUUUGACCUGGAAGUAUCAAGAUGACGAUUGCCAUCUCAGUCACACUGCGGCGAUAGGAGCGAAGGCUAAUGAGGGUGUUUAUAUGGAAAGUGGGUGGAUGGUGGAUAGAAUUAGGAAGGUUCUUGAAAAGAAGGAAUGUGGUGCUUUGGAUUUCUAG